CAUCGUCACUCAGUCCCUCCAGCCAAAAUGGCGCUAUGUUUACGUCUCUGCAUAAUCGUUUAUUAUACUUAGCGAGUCUCAUGGAGAGCUUUGGAGAUUAUAUCGCUUGGAAAAGAAUUUGACUCAACUGCAACACUGAACCACGGCAUACAGCAGAUCUGUGGCUAUAAAGUUGAGCAGCAGCAACAUUAAGGAUGCAGGCUGAAGCCACAGACUCCUCACUGAGGGCGGGAAUUGAGGCUCUGGGGGUGAAGGACUCAGAAAAACAUGAUGCAGGAAAAGAGGAUGAAGCCAAUACAGAGCAACAGGACACAGAGAUGACAGCUGCCACGGAGGAGGACACAGCAGCCAAGGAUGACACAGAUGGUACCACAGAUGCAGUGGAAGGAGAGGCUCAGCAGGAUGAAGUUCAGGCUGACACAGGGCCCGUGGAUGCUGAGGAGGGAAAGCAGGCUGCACAAGUGGAUGGUGAAUGGGAGCUCGCGUACAGCGAUGAGGAAAUGGAGGACCCCAAAAACUGGAUGCCUCCUCCUGCUGAGAUCAAAAGACUCUAUGAGCUCCUGGCUAAAGGAGAGAUGCUGGAACUGAACUUUGUGCCCCUUCCCAGACGGCCCCCCACACCUGAACGCACCCCUUCACCUGAGAGAGAUGAGGAGGAAGAGGCAAUAAAAGAACGGGAGAGGCUGGAGAGAGAGCGCAAGCCUCCAACUCCAACUGAGUUUGACUUUGAUGAGGAGCAAACGCAAGCCACUCCCAAAAAUGCCUUCAUCAACAGACGCAGGAUGCCAGGAUCUUCAGCUCGCUCCUCGGUGAAGAGGGAAGCCAGGCUGGACAAAGUAUUGUCAGACAUGAAACGCCACCGCAAAAUUGAGGAGCACAUCUUGCGAACGGGGCGAGAUCUCUUCAAGACUGAGAAGAAGCUGGAGGAGGCCCUUUCUCCAAACAGCCAGAAGGAGCGGGAGAAGGAGAGGGAACGAGACAGCAACCCCAACACCAUCUUCUCCCCACGACAGAGGAGAUACUGAAGUAUUAAGAGAUGAUGAGGACUUAAUUGCCCUGAGGCAAACGAGCCCAAGAACUUUCCGAGGCUUUCUCAAAACUUGAAUUUUUUAUGUAACGAGUUUUGUAUGUUUUUGUGUUUUGUAUGAUGGCAAUAAACAAUUUAACCCUGGGAAA
Molecule: messenger RNA, 1176 nt
Organism: Amphiprion ocellaris (clown anemonefish)
Lineage: Eukaryota; Metazoa; Chordata; Actinopteri; Pomacentridae
Gene: pagr1
Product: PAXIP1 associated glutamate-rich protein 1
Exons: 5
Coding region: 195-1025 (276 amino acids)
Source: RefSeq, a predicted model, not a curated record